UCGUUUGCGCAUGCGCCCGGACGUUGAGGCGCUUCUCGAUGUGUUACUGCUGCAGCUUUGUUUCUUUAGCGGGCUUCGCAUCUCCACCGACUUUUUAUUUGUGACCAUGGGGGACCAGAAGGAGGAGCUGAAGAAAAUUAUAACCACUCUGGCCUUGAAGAAUGACGAGAUCCAGAACUUCAUCAGCGCACUCAAACAAAUGUUGAUUAACGUUGAGGAGAACUCUGCAAGAGUCCAGCAGGAUCUGGAGCAGGAGUUCACCUCACUCUACACUAUUCUGGAUGAACUUAAAGAUACCAUGCUGACUCGUAUUAAACAAGAGCGGGCAAGCAAGACCUAUGACCUCCAGAGUCAACUCAGUGCCUGCACCAAAGCCCUGGAGAGCUCGGAGGAGCUGCUAGAACAGGCCAAUCAGACUCUGUGUUCAGCCGAAAGUGAAGGCUUCCGAGAGGCUGCCAAACAGAUUAAAGAUAGUGUGACAAUGGCACCAGCUUUCCGUCUGUCCCUGAAGGCCAAGGUGAGCGACAACAUGAGUCACCUAAUGGUUGAUUUCACUCAGGAGAAGCAGAUGCUGCAAGCACUCACCUUCCUGCCAGUUCCAGGAACCCCUGAGAUUGAUGUUUCUGAGUGCCUUGUCGCAGACAACUGCAUUACAUUGGUGUGGAGGAUCUCCGAGGGGGACUCUAAGAUUGACCACUAUGACCUGGAGUACCGGCGUACCAAUCACGAGGGCCCUCUGCGGGCCAAGGAAGAUUACCCUUGGAUGGUGGUGGAGGGGGUACGUGAAACAGAGUACACGCUGUCAGGUCUAAAGUUUGACACACGCUACAUGAUCUUUCGUGUUAAGGCAUGCAACAAAGCUGUGGCUGGGGAGUUCAGUGAACCUGUCACACUCGAGACCAGUGCCUUUGUAUUCAAGCUGGAUGCCAGCUCUUCCCACCAGAAUCUGCGGGUGGAUGACAUGAGUGUGGAGUGGGAUGCCACAGGGGGAAAAGUACAGGAGAUUCGCAAAGAUGGAAAGAACCGGACCGCCUCACCACUGAAUUCACCUGCUAGGUCCGUAGUGAUGUCACCAAAGAGAAUGCCCACACCACGAGGGGGACGGGACAGGUUCACAGCAGAGUCAUACACUGUUCUGGGUGAUGCACUGAUUGACAGUGGCCAGCACUACUGGGAAGUUCGGUUCGACAAAGAAAGCAAGGCAUUUGCUGUGGGAGUUGCUUUUCGCAAUCUGGGGAAAUUUGACCAGCUGGGCAAAACCAAUGCCUCUUGGUGUCUGCACCUUAACAACUGGCUGCAAGUCAGUUUCACUGCAAAGCACAACAAUAAGGCAAAAACUCUGGAGGUGCCAGUGCCCGAUCGCAUAGGGGUCUACUGCAACUUUGAAGAGGGAUACCUUUCAUUCUACAAUGCGAGAACCAAGCAACUAAUUCACUCCUUCAAGACCAAGUUCUCUCAGCCUGUACUGCCAGCUUUCAUGGUGUGGAAUGGCAGCUUCUCCGUCCAGACAGGCUUGCAAGUGCCCAGCGCAGUCAAGUGUCUUCAGAAACGUAAUAGUGGCACAAGUAGCUCCACCACCAGCCUCACUUAGGCCCUUGACCAAAGUACUAACCCGAUGGGCACAAUGCCCAUAACUAACAUCGCUGCUUACUCCAUGAUGGUGGAUUGCAGAGGGGUUGAGGGCACUCAGUUUGGACCGACUUGGUGGGACUUGUAUCUGGGUGACAGAUUCCCUCUCUCUGCAGUGCCUCCACCCGCAUACUUCCACUGUUAGAACUGUAAAGUGGGGAGAGGGUAUGUUUCUGUAUAAUGGGUUCUGUUAGGUGGAUUGUGCCACCUUAAUGUACAAUUGGUAAAUUGUAAAGAACAGUAGCCGUUUUUAAUUCUCUAUGUAACCUGCAUCCGACACAGUGGCAGCACUUGGCCCAGUGCUGCUCCAGCUUUUGUUCAAAUGUGGCUAGCGCUCUAAUUUCA
Molecule: messenger RNA, 1974 nt
Organism: Polypterus senegalus (gray bichir)
Lineage: Eukaryota; Metazoa; Chordata; Cladistia; Polypteriformes; Polypteridae
Gene: fsd1
Product: fibronectin type III and SPRY domain containing 1
Exons: 13
Coding region: 11-1591 (526 amino acids)
Molecular function (GO): protein binding
Source: RefSeq, a predicted model, not a curated record